Messenger RNA from Arabidopsis arenosa, 1658 nucleotides. NCBI's taxonomy places the organism in Eukaryota, Viridiplantae, Streptophyta, Magnoliopsida, Brassicales, Brassicaceae. The record is from the annotation of a GenBank genome assembly.
CAAGUGUUGGUUUCCGAGUAGUAGUAGUAGCAGCAAAUCUGGAUGUUAUUGUCGGUGUGAAUCUGGAUUUCGAAAUAUGAGAAACGUUAAUAAUAGCGUUGAGACUGUUAACGCCGCCGCUACCGCCAUCGUCACCGCCGAGUCUCGAGUUCAGCCGUCGUCUGUUCAGAAGGGAAGAUGGGGAAAAUGUUGGAGCUUAUAUUCGUGUUUUGGAACUCAAAAGAACAAUAAAAGGAUUGGUAAUGCUGUGCUUGUACCUGAAACUGUUGCAUCUGGAGUUCCGGUGGUUACUGUUCAAAACUCAGCUACUUCAACUACAGUUGUUCUUCCAUUUAUAGCUCCUCCUUCAUCUCCAGCUUCGUUUUUGCAAUCCGAUCCUUCAUCGGUUUCUCAUUCGCCUGGUGGUCAACUUUCUCUUACUAGCAAUACUUUUUCCCCUAAGGAGCCUCAAUCGGUCUUUACCGUUGGACCGUAUGCUAAUGAAACUCAACCUGUCACUCCGCCGGUGUUCUCUGCGUUUAUAACUGAGCCAUCUACUGCACCGUAUACUCCACCUCCGGAAUCAUCGGUUCAUAUAACUACGCCUUCUUCACCUGAAGUGCCCUUUGCUCAGUUGCUUACAUCUUCUUUGGAGCUAACUCGGAGGAAUAGUAGUAGUGGGAUGAAUCAAAAGUUCUCGUCGUCACACUAUGAGUUUCGGUCUAAUCAAGUGUGUCCAGGGAGUCCUGGUGGUGGUAAUCUAAUCUCCCCCGGGUCAGUGAUUUCAAACUCUGGUACAUCUUCUCCUUACCCUGGUAAAUCACCCAUGGUCGAGUUUCGAAUAGGCGAGCCUCCAAAGUUCCUGGGUUUUGAGCACUUCACAGCUCGUAAAUGGGGAUCAAGGUUUGGUUCUGGAUCGAUCACACCUGUUGGGCACGGUUCAGGGUUGGCUUCAGGCGCUCUGACACCAAAUGGUUUAGAGAUAAUAUCUGGAAACCUAACACCCAGCAACACCACAUGGCCUCUUCAGAAUCAGAUCUCUGAGGUCGCGUCUCUAGCCAAUUCAGAUCACGGCUCUGAAGUCAUUGUAGCAGAUCACAGAGUUUCAUUUGAGUUAACAGGCGAAGACGUUGCACGUUGUCUUGCAAGCAAGCUAAAUCGAUCACACGACAGAAUGAACAACAAUGACCGAAUCGAAACAGAGGAGAGUUCAUCAACAGACAUAAGAAGAAACAUGGAGAAAAGGUCAGCAGAUAGAGAAACCGAACAGCAGAGAAUUCAGAAGCUGAAUUCCUCAUCGAUUGGAUCUAGCAAAGAAUUCAAAUUCGACAACACGAAAGACGAGAAUAUCGAAAAGGUUGCAGGAAACAGCUGGAGUUUCUUCCCGGGGUUACGAUCUGGAGUCAGCUAACCAAAUAAAAACGACGUCUCUUCUUCUUCUUCUUCUUCAAUCAUUACCAAAGACAGAUAUAAAAACCCUAUAAGUAACAAACCUUGAACAUGGAUCGUGAAAAAAGGUAAGAGAUUUGGGUUCUAACAACUUAUACACACUGAAUAAAUAAGCUAAAGCUUUCGUUUGCUAUUAACUUCUGUACUCAUGUAGUUAGGAACUUUGGAAUAUUCUUGGAUCAGCUCCUACAUCUAAUCUUGUUACAUUGAUAUAAAUUUUUAUUUCUUUU